AUUUAACUUGUGCAUUAUUCGUGUCUUGUUGGAAAAAUUUAAACAAGUUAUAAAUUGGUUUUUAUUCACUGUACGGUAUGUUUUAUGAGCAAUCGUGCUUACUGUGCUUGGAAAAAACCAGCGCAACCGAUGGUCGAAUAAAUAUUGAUUCUGAAGAUCCGCAAUCAGUAAAGAUUCGUGAAGCAAUUAAACAACAUUUUAGAGAAGAGCUCAGUAUGAUACCCUUUUUAACAACCAAAAUAGUGUGCAACCAAUGUUGGGAAUUGGUACAAUCAUUUGAUGAAUUUUAUGUUCGUGUACAAAAGGCACACUUAGCAGCGAGCGAAAAACUUAAAUCUUUGCAAGAGUUGGAGAUAGAUGUAAAAGAAAUUAAAGUUGAAACGAACACAUUAGAGGAGUUUAUUUCUCUUCCAAAACGUAAAAAUAAACACUCACGCGGUCUCGAAAAUGUUGAGGAAAAUAUGGAAAACGAAUCAACAUCCUUACAGGGAAACGGAGAUAAGAAUGAACAGUUGCAUAAUGUAGAUGUAGAAAGUUUUGCUAUUAAGAGUGAAGCUAUACAAGAUGAUACACUGGAUGCAAAUUAUUCCCCGCAAAUAUCAGAAGAUGAUAGUGAAUCACGGAGCUCAAUAGCAGAAGACGUUAUAAAGCAUGAAGAAGAGAAGGCAUUGCACGGUGCACCACAUAAAAUAUUGCGAACUAAAGGAAGGCCAAAACAAAAGCGAACCCAGCAAAAGAGAGAAGCAAAGCAGCAGAAUGAAAGGCGACAUAAAACCAAAGACUAUGAUGAUUUUAUUGCACAAAAUUUUAAAUUAAACUGUUUUCUCUGUCAAAAGUCUCUAACAGAUUUCAAGGAACUAAAAAGUCAUUUUCGGGAACACCACCAAACCAACGGAUAUGUAAAAUGUUGUGGCAAGAAAUUACUUAACCGAGGUGUGCUCGUUGAUCAUAUUCAUGUUCACAUCAACCCAAAAUAUUUCAAAUGUCAACACUGCGAGAAGGUAUUAUGUGAUCGAAGUGGUCUGGAAAUGCAUUUGCAGUAUUUCCAUGGUUCCAGAGAACGUACUUAUCAUUGCACCAUUUGUUCUAAAGGCUUUUUCAGCCGAAAAGUUCUCACUCGACAUUGUCUAAUCCAUGCUCCCGACGAACAAAAAAAUGUUAAGUGCGAACAAUGUGAUAAAGCAUUCUGUAAUCAAUAUAGCAUGAAACAACACUUAGCGCUAGUUCAUCUAAAUUUAUAUGCGAAGAUAUGUGAUAUUUGCGGCAAAGCUUUAAACGGAAAUGAAGCAUUUCGACGGCACCAGGAGGAACAUGCUGGUAUACCUGCCACCUCUGUGAAGUGUAAUUUAUGUAAUACAGAACUUAAGACAAAAUACGGAUUGGCGCGACAUAUGAAAACAAUGCACACCGAGGAGUACCAAACUCCCCAAGUCUGCCCAAUUUGUUUCAAAGUAUCUCCAAAUCUACGAGCACAUAGAAGUCAUAUGGAAUAUUUGCACGUCGCAGAAAAAAAACAUGUUUGCAAACUUUGUGACAAAGCAUUCAAAUUGCCAAAAAGCCUUCGAGAACAUAUGACAACACAUACAGGAGAAGUUUUGUGUACUUGUACAUUUUGCCCCCAAACCUUCAAUUCUGCAUCGAACAUGUACACUCAUCGUAAACGAAAGCAUCCAAAAGAAUGGGCAGAAAAAUGUGCAAAUAAAAGAAUCUACUCUGGAAUAGUACAAAAGAUUCAAAAAGAUUUGGAAUCCACGAUAUAAUCACUGAAUGCAGACCACGCGCAUUUUUAAAGAUAUGAACUAAAAUAUGUAAAAAGAACAAUUGAGAAAAUAAAAGGAAGAAAACUA
Messenger RNA from Anastrepha obliqua, 1847 nucleotides. RefSeq names its product transcription factor grauzone-like. Gene Ontology annotation, cellular component: nucleus. NCBI's taxonomy places the organism in Eukaryota, Metazoa, Arthropoda, Insecta, Diptera, Tephritidae. The transcript is spliced from 4 exons. The record is from RefSeq and is a predicted model, not a curated record. Gene Ontology annotation, biological process: regulation of DNA-templated transcription. Gene Ontology annotation, molecular function: RNA polymerase II cis-regulatory region sequence-specific DNA binding; zinc ion binding; DNA-binding transcription factor activity, RNA polymerase II-specific. The coding region runs from base 78 to 1760 and encodes 560 amino acids.